CUUACACCUAUCAGUUCUAGCUGAUACUUGGACUAGUACUGCCACGUUUUCUGGUUGCUAAGCCUGUAAAAAAAAAAAAAAAAAGAGAUGUCAACCUGCAAGGAUCACAUCACCUUUUGGAAUGGAGAAAAAAUGCCAAUUGUUGGGCUUGGAACUUGGCUGUCUUCAAAAGAAGAAAUUCAAACAGCAGUGAACGCUGCUUUAGAAGCCGGUUAUCGUCACAUUGAUACCGCUUACCUGUAUUCAAAUGAGGACGCUAUUGGGGAGGUUUUGCAGCAAUGGAUCAAGUCGGGAAAGGUUAAACGAGAAGAACUUUUCAUCGUUACCAAAUUGCCAAUGAUUGGAAAUCGGUCUGAGAAUGUAGAAAGAUUUCUGAGAAAAUCACUGCAAAAUCUUCGACUAGACUACAUCGACCUGUAUCUAAUCCAUGCACCGAUUGGUCUCACCGCCAAACACGAUGAUGAUCUUUUCCCCAUGAAUGCUGACGGUUUUGUUGUGUUGGACAAUGAUACGGACUUAGUUGAUCUUUGGAAGGCAAUGGAAAAACAAGUAGAUGCUGGCUUAGCCAAAUCGAUUGGUCUCUCGAAUUUCAACGAGGAACAAAUUGAGAGAAUUGUCAAAACGGCUCGGAUAAAGCCUGCAAAUCUUCAGGUGGAAUUGCAUGCUGAGUUCCAACAAAAAUCACUCAGAGAUUUCUGCCACAAACACGGAAUAACAAUCGUCGCUUACGCUCCUUUAGGCUCACCGGGUCGGAAUGCUUUUUACACCAGCCUUGGCAUGGCCGUACCAGGCCUUCCCGACUUAAUCCAAAAUCCAGUGGUUGUCAAAAUAGCCGAAAAAUACAAGAAAUCCACCGCACAAGUUCUGCUGAGGUACCUGAUGCAGCUUGGUCUUGCCGUUAUUCCUAAAAGUGUCACACCUGCACGUAUCCAUGCCAACUUCCAGGUAUUUGACUUCGACCUCACAGCCACUGACAUGACAGAACUAGGAGAGCUAGACCAAGGAGAAAAAGGACGCACGUUUGAUCUUUCUACGACUCUCAAAGGGGCUGAGAAGCACCCUGAAAAUCCUUUUCGUGGUCACUAAAUAAAAGCUUAACUGUCCUACACAUUCUAUAAUUGGCAUAAAGUAUGAAACUUACCUUGAGUGUAGGCUACAAAUGUGCAAUUAGCAGGUUGUUUCAUAAAGAGAACUUUCAAAAUACACGUGUACACUUGGACAA
Daphnia magna is the source of this 1222-nucleotide messenger RNA. RefSeq names its product aldo-keto reductase family 1 member B1. Gene Ontology annotation, molecular function: aldose reductase (NADPH) activity. Gene Ontology annotation, cellular component: cytosol. The transcript is spliced from 7 exons. Lineage: Eukaryota; Metazoa; Arthropoda; Branchiopoda; Diplostraca; Daphniidae. The coding region runs from base 88 to 1086 and encodes 332 amino acids. The record is from RefSeq and is a predicted model, not a curated record.